Molecule: messenger RNA, 1824 nt
Organism: Pseudophryne corroboree (corroboree frog)
Lineage: Eukaryota; Metazoa; Chordata; Amphibia; Anura; Myobatrachidae
Gene: OLFM2
Product: olfactomedin 2
Exons: 6
Coding region: 199-1632 (477 amino acids)
Biological process (GO): signal transduction
Source: RefSeq, a predicted model, not a curated record
UCUUCUCACUCAGUGCCCAGGUCUGACACAGGCAGGAGCUGCAGUGCAGCCGAGCUAUUCCCCCUCCACAAGGGGCAUCUCCAUGCCUGCCUGAGCCUUGCACACUCACACACUCAUACAGGGACACUCACCUGGAGACAGGAGAGGGGGUGGCAGAGAAGAUGCCAACCCCAUGAGCAUGGUGUCCUCGGUGGCACAAUGACGGUCCCUUUACUGAAAAUCGGGGCCGUGCUCAGCACUAUGGCAAUGGUCACCAACUGGAUGUCACAGACUUUGCCAUCACUUGUGGGUCUGAAUGGCACAAGAGCUGGCACUUCUGAGAAAAUUACUCUCUUCCCCAGUCCUGAAGAUGGGUGGCAAAUUUACACAUCAGCCCAAGCACCAGAUGGUAAAUGUAUCUGCACGGUGGUGGCUCCAGCACAGACCUCCUGCUCCAGAGACCCACGGAGUCGGCAGCUAAGACAGCUGAUGGAGAAGGUUCAGAACAUCUCACAGUCCAUGGAAGUCCUAGAUCUACGAACAUUUAGAGAUCUACAGUAUGUACGCAACACUGAGUCCUUAAUGAAAGUCCUGGACACAAAGCUGAGGGCCACAGACAGUCAGAGAACUAUCAAUGCGAAAAGCUUCCAGGAACUAAAGGAUAAAAUGAAGCAGCUGUUACCCCUAAUCCCAGUUCUUGACCAAUACAAGUCAGACACCAAGAUGAUUGUCCAAUUAAAGGAGGAAGUGAGGAACCUCUCCAACGUCCUGCUUCUGAUACAGGAGGAGAUGGGGGCUUACGACUAUGAGGAGCUGCAGCAGAGAGUGAUGAUCCUGGAAGCCCGGUUACACGCGUGCAUGCAGAAGCUGGGUUGUGGAAAACUCACAGGAGUCAGUAACCCAAUCACAAUACGUGCCUCGGGGUCCAGGUUUGGAUCUUGGAUGACGGAUACUAUGGCUCCUAGCGCAGAUAAUAGGGUCUGGUACAUGGACGGUUACCUAAAAGGUCGAAGAGUCUUGGAAUAUCGCAGCCUCAAUGACUUUAUUAAAGGGCAGAACUUCGUUCAGCACCUCCUCCCUCAUCCUUGGGCUGGCACUGGACACGUGGUUUACAAUGGCUCUCUGUAUUAUAACAAGUACCAGAGCAACAUUGUAGUGAAAUACCACUUUCGAUCACGCAGUGUCUCUGUCCAGAGGAACCUCAACAAUGCUGGCUACAACAACACCUUUCCCUACUCCUGGGGUGGGUUCUCGGACAUUGACUUCAUGGUGGAUGAGAAUGGGCUUUGGGCUGUCUACACAACCAACCAGAAUGCAGGAAAUAUUGUUGUCAGCAAGUUGGACCCCCAGACCCUGGAGAUCCUCCAGACCUGGGAUACCGGCUACCCAAAACGUAGUGCUGGAGAGUCCUUUAUGAUAUGUGGCACCCUCUAUGUAACCAAUUCUCAUUUAGCCGGAGCCAAGAUUUACUUUGCGUAUUACACAAAUUCUUCUACUUAUGAGUACACAGAUAUUCCAUUCCAUAACCAGUAUUCACACAUUUCUAUGUUGGACUACAACCCCCGGGAGAGAGUCCUCUACACUUGGAACAACGGUCAUCAAGUUCUCUACAACGUCACUCUGUUCCAUGUUAUAAAGACUUCUGGAGAGUGAUGCAGACUGUGUAGGACAAUCAUCUCACCUCCUUUUUGUUUUUUUUUUGUUUAAUUCUUUUUACAGUCUGAUAAUUCCAGUUAUUUCUAUAAAACGCACAGAACACAAAAAGACUUUCACGUGGUUGAGUGAGCAUGGUAUUAAAUAAACCUUUUUUUUUCCAGUGGCAAAUAAAGACAGUAUUUGACAUUG